AUGAUUAGUGGCCAGCAGAGCGGCUGGCUUCUAGAUUCGCUUGUUCGGUUCCAGGGGUUGAUCUUCGCUCUGGUCCCCUCUGCUGCUCUGCAGUGGCUCAGUCUUCAGAUGCGCGUCCCGGUAGACAGAGCUCUGGUCAGAUGGAACACACGGCAUCUCAACAAGUGAAUGGCUACUAUAAAAUCUCAAAGCCAGGAGCUCUGUGAACAAAGUGAGGUCCUGAGGCCUGACAUGUCAUGGCGAUCUAUAACUCUCAUGGAGCGAUGUGACUCUGAGGCAUCUCGUCAGAAGUUUAGACAGUUCCAGUAUUUGAAAACUCUUGGGCCCCAUGAAUCCCUGAGCCAACUCUGGGAGCUCUGUCUUCAGUGGCUGAGACCAGAGAUCCAUACAAAAGAACAGAUGCUACAACUACUGGUGCUUGAGCAGUUUCUAGCAGUCCUCCCUGAAGAAGUCAGUACUUGGGUGUAUUCACAGCAUCCUGAGAACAGCAAAGACAUGGUAGCCCUCAUUGAUGAUGUGAUUGAAAUAUUCAGUGACCAAGAUACAUCCUUCAAGGAGUCCAUCCACAGGAGGGAACCAGUGACAUUCAAAGAUGUGCUUGUGGAAUUCAGCAAGGAAGAGUGGGAGCAGCUGGACUCUGCUGGAAAGAUCCUGUACAAGGAUGUGAUGCUGGAGAACUUCAGAAAUCUGAACAUAGUGUAUAAAGGAUUUUUAUGGUCUCAUGGUCGACAACCUAAAAGCCGUACUAUAAAGGAUUCGUAUGAAUGUCCCCUUUGUGAGAAAACCUUCAGCAGAACAUCUUCUCUUAUUCGACAUCAGACCACCCACACCAGAGAAAAACCAUACAAAUGCAAUGAAUGUGGGAAAUCCUUCAACAGACAUUCAGACCUUAAGAGUCAUCAAAAGCUUCAUACUAAAGCAAGGGAUGGUGACUACUAUAACAUGGAAAAUCUUUCAGGAGCAAGAUUGAGUUUUCAAGAUUCUGCAAACCAAAGCUAUCAGUGUCUUCACUGUGGAAAAUCCUUCAGCCGCAAUUCUUCCCUCCUUCGACAUAAAGUAAUUCAUACAGGAGAAAAACCAUUCAAAUGUAAGGUCUGUAAAAAAACCUUCGCCAGAUGUACAAGCCUUGUUAAACAUAAGGAACUUCAUACUUGA
This is a messenger RNA of Nannospalax galili (Upper Galilee mountains blind mole rat), 1155 nucleotides long. It is a transcript of the gene Znf215, whose product is annotated as zinc finger protein 215. Gene Ontology annotation, biological process: regulation of transcription by RNA polymerase II. Lineage: Eukaryota; Metazoa; Chordata; Mammalia; Rodentia; Spalacidae. The record is from RefSeq and is a predicted model, not a curated record. The transcript has 5 exons. Gene Ontology annotation, molecular function: DNA-binding transcription factor activity, RNA polymerase II-specific; RNA polymerase II cis-regulatory region sequence-specific DNA binding.